Molecule: messenger RNA, 315 nt
Organism: Phaedon cochleariae (mustard beetle)
Lineage: Eukaryota; Metazoa; Arthropoda; Insecta; Coleoptera; Chrysomelidae
Source: the annotation of a GenBank genome assembly
AUGAGCGGGUUAGGAAAAUGUUUCGGUCAUCCCAUCAUCAACAUGACUGAGAGUGUCAAGACAUGGAUUGGGAAAGGUGCUGUUAGUAAGCCAGGUGUUGGUCACAUGGGUGCCCAGAUAGCCAAUAUGUUCAAAUUGACCUUCUGUAGGCAAUAUUACAAAGAGAAGAGAGUAUGGCCUGCCUUGAGAGUGCUACCUGGAUUGUCAGAGAGAAUUCAGAACUGCAUAAGCUCCAACAUAUGGAAGGAGGAUGCCCGGAAUCCUUGGAAGGCAGAAGAAUUUGAGUUUCUAGUAUUGAACCAAACGUUCAUGUAG